UGAAUUUCUCGCGGGCCCACAAAAGCCCGAAAAGCGUUUUUGCCUACCUCUGUGCCGUCAACUCCUUAGGAAAUCCAAUGCAAUGCCACCACCAACUCAAGCACCUCACAUUGCUAACCUAGUGAACAAUCCAUACAAUCCUUCUGGGAUGAAUCAACUUCGACCCAUGACUUAUAACCAGCAACCACCAUUCGAACAAUCCUCACCACCACAAAAUGUUCGUCCAUAUCAGUCCACAUUACCCCAACCUCAACCUGGUUCACCCGACGAUGCGAGAGGCAGUAAACGGGUACGAGUCAGUAGAGCAUGCGAUACUUGCCGACGUAAAAAGAUUCGAUGCGAUUUUGACAAUUUGGCAGGUGCCCAUGCCUGCACAACGUGUGUCAAUGCAGGUUGGGAGUGCACAUUCAACGAGGUUGCAAAAAAGAGAGGUCCUCCAAAAGGAUACAUCGAUAGCUUGGAAGAUCGACUGAAGAAGAUGGAACGGCUGCUUGAGAAUAUAGCUCAGUCAGGCAAUCCUGCCGCUACUGCAGCCCUCCGAAAUGGAUUUGGACCAGACGAUUCGGAAGUCAAUGAAGCAAGCAUGGAUGAGGAAGUAUCCCCAACACUGCGAACGUCGACCCGCUCGGCUAGCAGUGAAGUUCAGCCUCAGACAAACGUUUCUCCACCGGUAAAGAGCGAUCAAAUGGUUAUAGCUCCAGAAAUUCCAAAGCAAAGCGAAAUGGUGGAUGGUAGUAUGCGCACUUUGACUGUUCCGGACUCUCAAAAAGUAUGCAAGUAUAUUGGAGGUUCAGCUGGCAUCCACUUGUUUGCCAAUAAAGUCUACGAUGCGACAACAUUUGGCACCAAGAAAAUCUUUUUUCCAGACCAGCCCGAGAACAAGGAAGAAUCAGGUGAAAUUAAAGAUGGAGGUGUUUUUGUGGUUAGGGAACAAUAUGACCAUGAACAUGCAAGAGAUUUGGAAAAUGCUCAGUUGGAUAUGAAAGGCGCCAUGCCUCCCAAAGACCUCGUGGAUUUGUUGAUCAAAACCUUCUUUGAGGAAUCUAUGGUCAAUUGUCCGAUUAUCGAUCAAAAGGAAUUCAUGGAUGCCUUUGAGGGUAGAACCACUCCACUGCCUUCCAGAAUGUUAAUGAAUGCCAUGUUUUGCGUCGCCUGCCGACAUCUCCAAUCGGACCACCCAGUCCUCGUCCGUCAUAAGCUUGACUCAAAACGCCUUUACAAGCUUUUCACCGAUAGAGCUGCUAUAGCAUUCACCCGCCAAUACUUCAGCCCUAAUGUAUCUACUAUCCAAUCGUUGCUGUUGGUCAUCAGUAACCCCAAUUUCACAGCACACGGUAAUCCCAACUGGAUAUGGUGUGGUAUGGUGAUUCGAAUGGCACAAGACAUUGGAUUUCAUCGAUGUAAUGGAACAUUUAGAGUAUCGCCUGCACAAGAGGAAUUUGCAAGGAGACUAUGGUGGAGCACAUACAUUACCGACCGAUGGACCUGUGCUAUGCUUGGAAGGUAUGUUUGAAAAAUGUCUGACCACUUUUCUACAUUGUAUCUCACUAUGCGCUUUUAGACCCCUUGGUAUCUCAGAUGCAGAUGUCGAUACUGAAAAGCCAGAGGCUAACAAUGAGAAAGACGAGACCUUCCUCCAUUUCAUCAAAUUGUCAGAAAUUGUUGGUGAGGUAUUGCGUCGCCUGUACUCUGCCAAGGCCAAAGCCAUGGGAUAUGGCAGAAAAGAGGUGGAAAAUGUCACUGAACUCUUGCGAGGGAUGCUCCUUGACUGGCGAAAAUGUCUUCCAGAGCGGUUGAAUAUAACCGACAGUGAGGUAUCGUCCCUUCGAGCGCAAUUCAGCUCUCAGUUACGACCUGAUAAGGCAUACGCGGAAAAAGGUAAACCAAAGCAACG
Umbelopsis ramanniana AG is the source of this 1894-nucleotide messenger RNA. RefSeq lists its product as uncharacterized. The record is from RefSeq and is a predicted model, not a curated record. Gene Ontology annotation, biological process: DNA-templated transcription; regulation of DNA-templated transcription. The transcript is spliced from 7 exons. NCBI's taxonomy places the organism in Eukaryota, Fungi, Mucoromycota, Umbelopsidomycetes, Umbelopsidales, Umbelopsidaceae. Gene Ontology annotation, molecular function: zinc ion binding; DNA binding; DNA-binding transcription factor activity, RNA polymerase II-specific. Bases 83 to 1513 code for a protein of 476 amino acids.